Molecule: messenger RNA, 1186 nt
Organism: Trametes versicolor FP-101664 SS1
Lineage: Eukaryota; Fungi; Basidiomycota; Agaricomycetes; Polyporales; Polyporaceae
Exons: 2
Source: RefSeq, a predicted model, not a curated record
GUAACUAUCACCGAGACCGCACCCGACUCCGUCAGGCCUCUAACGGUCAUAUUCGGCCUCGCAUCUCUGUACGCCGUAGGAUUCGCUCUCGCGCGGGUCAAUCAGAGACCGGCUGAGAACAAAUCAUGGCUACCCGACGAUAUCCUGUACGAGGUAUUCUCCUACCUCGACCCUGCAGACGCGGCCCAGGCGGGACUCGUUUGUGCAGACUGGCACCGGAACGCCGCGCAUGCAUCCUACAGGGAGGUCUCCCUCCAUACCUCCUCACCAUUCUCGCGAUCGCUUGCCCGUACCCUUCUGAAUAACCCACGCCUCCGCCGCUACGUGCGCCAUCUAACUGUUGUCCACCGCGCUCCAACCCCCAAGGAACAUCUGUACGAAUGGAUAUAUCUCCUGCCGCCCUUCUCAUUGAAGACUUGUCGUGUCUUUGGGCUCCCCGAGCCCACCGAGAAGUUGCGGAACGCUGUCGCGGUCGGUACAACGCCCAUGAUGGAGAUCGCUUUGUUCGGGUAUAAAUACCCCAAGGAGGUCCUGCUCAACAACAUCUUAUCAGCGAGCAAUCCCGCGCGGCGGAAAUGGCUCAUCAGAAUGCUUGGCGAGGGCUGGCAGCUGAACCAACUGAAGCCGUACCGGACCCACCUCCAGGCCGUCUCUGCAGAGUUCGCGUUCCCAGCUGCGAUAGAGCGCUUCUCCGAGGGCAUAGAGCUCAUCAUGGAGAGUCCCGCGAAAUUCCAUGUGGAUGUCUCAGCGGUGGACGCCCGGGGUGUGUCGCGCAAACGCGUGGAUGCCCUUAUGGAGGCGGCCAGAAAAUACGUCCCCGCCGCGACGUGCAUCUCAGUCACCCUGGUCCACCAGUACUCUCCCGCCGAUGGGGCCAGCGCCAGUGGAGACGGGCUCUCAGAUUCAGGCCAAGCACCCCGGUUCGUCCGCGAGGACGAGGUAACCCCGAACAUGCACCACCUCCCGCCCUCACAAUGUAUGUGCAGCUCUCCGCCGGCCGACGUGGCAAUACCCCCAUCCGCCGCUAUAAGAGGAUUUGCGGGCUUUACUAGCCAGCUUCUCACGCAGGAGACCGCGAGGCGGGUCGUCGACUGGCUGUGGGAGGACGCAAUGCCGGACGGACGGCCGUUGAAUCUCGUCUGCUUCCGCGUAGCGUGUUAUGGCCAACUGAGCUUUCCGGAACCUU